Messenger RNA from Pocillopora verrucosa, 1999 nucleotides. NCBI's taxonomy places the organism in Eukaryota, Metazoa, Cnidaria, Anthozoa, Scleractinia, Pocilloporidae. The record is from RefSeq and is a predicted model, not a curated record.
CGAUCGCCGAUCGUGAAAACUUUUCCUGAAGAUUUCUGCAGAGUUGAAAGCGGCAAACUUCGGCUUCUUGAUGGGCGCCCUUUCGUCAACAAGAAAAGUUCAAGUGCAUUCGAAGUUGUUUGCUCGUCUUUUGGGCUUGUAUCGGCUAUUCUGAGGAAGAAAACAAGUUCUGAAGAACGAGGAUCCGCCGCGAUUUAUAAAGUGAAAGAAUUUCUGAAUGGCUUGGAUUUUAGUUCCCUUAAAGGAGACGGCGACGACGUGGACGUGAAUUGCGAGCGACCACGUGCAGCUCGGCGCCUUUCAAUGCCUCCUCAAUUCAACACUCCUAAGACGAAAGAAACGCCUGUCCCGGUUCAUUUGACUCCUCCAAGCAGUGGCAGUCUUAGUUCCCCAAAUCUUAAGGAGAUUUGUGAAAGAAAUGAUUUGGAGACCCCAGAAAAGACUUUCCUUAUUAAAAAGAGGGGGAGCCGCGUUCUCCAAGAUGUACAAGGCAUCUGUGAAAGGAGCCGGGAAAAUUUGUCAACGGUGCUUUCCAGCAUGUGUGCUUUUGGUGAUCCUGAGGCGAAAGCUAUCGUAAAUGAGAUUGUGGAGGAUGUGGCCACGAAGAAAGGAGUUAAAAGGACGGUGGAAGAGCUUGUUGGUGAUGAAACGUUUUCUUUAUACGUGGAAAGCCUGCGAGUUCCAGAUUGGGUGUUACUAUAUUUCAAGACCAAGGCAAGGAUAUCUGGUAAUACUUGGCAAGCCGUAAUCAAUAUCACCAAACUUGGAAGGACAGGGAAAUCCUCUGACACACCAAUACUGUUAAAUCUUAAUCAAAUGAAGGCUGCCAAAAAAGUGAUCUUUGGAGUUUGUAAAGAAUACAUGGAUGUGAAAAAGGUGCCAACUCCUUUACAAGGUUAUCAGGUGGAUUUGUAUCCUGUUUUGGAGCUGAUUGUUCGUGAGCAAAGACUGCAUAAGGUGUGCUCACCAACUCUCAAACUUCUGAUCAAGAUAGAUGGAAGACCCUUUUGUGGUAAAUACAGACUGUCAGGGAGAAAUCAGGUGUUGGUAGGUCUGGUUGCCCGUCUUAAUCCUGUAUACAGCAUACAGAGUGCAAAGUCUGUUUACCCACUGGCCAUUGCCAAUUGUAAAGAAAACAGGGAAAGCCUGAAGGUACUUUUAAAGGAUGUAAAUGAUCAAAAGAGAAUUAUCAAGAACCAAGGAAUUUUUGUUGAUGGCAUUAAGUUCAAUGUAGAAUUUGAUGUUUCAUUGGACUACAAAGCACUGAUCCUUCUUUUGGUAAAGAAAGGGGAUCUUGAUUUUCAACUUGGUGGUCGUGGGGUAAAUGUGGAAUUUUGCUUUAUAUGCAAUGCAAUCAGGGGUUGCAAAUGUCAUGAUGUAGCCCCAGAUGAAACCUGCCUGGAAUGCCUACGAAGCAAGUGUAACAUAGGCAGAUCAACUGGAAUUCGGGAUGAUCUCCUUUUUCUCCUUGAUGAAGAGCUUACUAGCAUUCAGUUGUGUGCUCUCCAUAUGGAGAUGCGCAAUACUGAGCAGUUGCUUGCGUCCAUUGGUCUGAUUGCCUACAAGAUUGGUUCACUUCCAGAAGCCAAUCAAGCCCUGAAGUGCUUUGGCCCAGAGUCUUUUCAUGGUGAUAGAAUUUCUGUUAAGAAGAAGAGUGGUCAGGAGUCUGCCAUUUCAAAACAGAACAUUCAUGUGAGCUCUAUGUCAGGUCCAACAGAAUUUGAAAUUCUUCAAAACCUUGAAGAGAUUGUGGGACUCUCCCUUCCACUGGACAAGUUAAAGCUCUCCUACAUGGAUGUAAACACUGCCAAGAAUUUCAUUCUUAACCGUGUUACAUUUUGUCAGUCCCGUAUUGAUGUAAGUCUUUGAUAGCAGAUGUGGCAUUGGCAAGUACCUUCACUUGUGGUUCAACAGUUCAAGUUUAUUGUUCUUUAAGUUUAGAGGUGUGGUUUAUGUUGUGCAGCGCCCAGAUGUUUCGUCGGAGAGCGCUAUCAAAAUG